CUUUCCCUAGCAGCCCCAAGAUCCAGCCCUCCGCCGGAAACGUGAGACUGCAAUCGUCCACCUAUUCGUAUUCAUCCAUAUCUUUCGUAAUUGAGCUUCGUUACAUGUUUCUUCGUCGAUGAAGUUCUGCUAUCUUCAAGCUCCCUGGGAGCCGCUCUUCAUAUGUCUAAACCAUGUUAACCUCCAAACGGCUCUUCCCAGCUGAUGAAGAGCUUGGGAAGAAAGAUGACGACCACAGGCCUCAUGCCCGUGCCGACCAGCGAUGGCAGCCAGAGUCGUGGAAGCUUCCUCGACGCCGACGUUUGCUUCUGAUCCCCGUGAUACUAUACCUUUUCUUUAUGUUCUUUAAGAACAUGCCAACAGACAUUGGCCCCGCCUGGGAUCGGCCGAAGUCUAGAUUCGCACCAUCACAGCAUAUCGUGCCUGAUACACCUCUUCCUCCGACGAUGCCUGAGUCUGAGUCUCCCCCACAGGGACGGCAAGAUACCGGAGAUAAUAAUAGUUUAUAUUAUGAGGGGAAAUUGCACUUCUACAACCUAGGGAAAAGUCUGAAACCUUUCCGGAGUCAUGUUGCAAACAGCCCGUUCAACGCAACGGUAUUCGCAGCUGGGAGCUUGGGAAGCGUGUCCGAUCUUUUGCCUCUUGCAUGUCGCAUGGCGAAUGAGAAGCUGGAUACAAUACAUUUUGUAUUAAUGGGAAGAGACGAUGUCUCUAUUGAGGGAAUACAGCGAGUCAACGGCUUGGAUGAUGUGAGUUGUCCAAUGAAUUGGCAUGAUGCUCGUCCCGAUUAUGCUCAGUGGUCAACGGAUGGUCGCAUGGAGCAAGCUAUAACUACUGCACUACCCUACAUUAAGGCAUAUCUUCGACCACAAGUUCUGAUCACACAGGGAGAGCUCUUGGAAGACCUGUUUUUCACACAAGGCAUACGAGAAUCUCAAAAUAUUGGAAUACCACAUAUUGCCUUGCCUCGUAGGGCAAGAGAGCUCAUGUGGAUGGCUACUCUUGACAGCCAUGCUCUUCGAAAUUGGAAUGAUAUACAUGUCGAGUUCCUCAUUUAUGCGGCUCCUGACUCCGCAGGGCCCAUCGUACGAUUAAUAAAAUCUUUGGAACAUGCCGAUUUUCUUGGUUUCAGCCCCAGUUUAACAAUUGAGCUACCUUCUCGCGUUGAUUCUGAGCUUCUUCAAUUUCUGAAGGGCAUGCAAUGGCUUCCUAACACGUCUGGCAAAAUUACACUUCGCCGACGAAUCCAAUCACAUCGGAUAAGUCCCGGUGAAGCCUCUCUACGCGCGGUUGAGGCUUUCUAUCCAAAAGACCUCACUCUCUCGCAUGUUCUUGUACUCUCGCCACAUAUGGAACUAGCACCAUCAUUCUAUCAUUACUUGGUGUUUAACAUGCUAAAGUACAGAUACUCGAUCCGUUCAAGCAUGCUACCUUCCAGGUUAAUGGGAAUCUCGCUAGAACUUCCAUCAUUACCACUCUCCAAUAUCGAACAUUUCAAACAACUCCAAAUUGGCCUUACACGAUUUUCGGAUAACAACACUCCAGACGCACUGCCCUUGUUUCUAUGGCAGGCGCCUAAUAGUAACGCCGCGCUAUAUUUUGGUGACAAGUGGGCUGAAUUGCAUUCUUUUCUCAGCCAGCGGCUUGUGAGUAGAGAAGUAGAUUCUGGCAACCCUCUGGAAGAAAAGAUUAUCUCAAAAAGGUAUCCUGCCUUUCUGGAACCCCUACUCGAACUCCUUCGUGCGAAGGGAUACUAUCUACUCUAUCCGGCCUUUUCUGAUAAAGGCCGGUUUUCACUUGCAACUUUCCACAACGAGCUGUUCCGGCAACCAGAUGAAUUCUCCCCGGACAAUCCCGAUAUUCCUAUUUCUGAAGCUCUUGGGGAGUCCUCGGCUCCUGAGAAACCGCUAAGCAAAGCUUCUACUCUGAUGACUCAUCUCGAAGCGUUCUCACUGGACCUACCCGAUAUCACUCACCUACCCAUAUUGUCAUAUCGAGGGGAAGAAAUGUCAGAGUCUCUUUUUUAUCAAGAAACAGAAGAAUAUCGGGGAAAGUUCAAACCAUCGAACAUGGCGAAGGAAGGCGAGAAGUCAGCUCCGGCCGACAAAGGCAAGGGCAAGGUCGAUGAUGUGAAGGACAUUCCUGGAGCAAAGAAAGACAAGCCUGAAGAUAAGACGCAAGCCAACGGAAAACAGAAGGAUGACAACCCCGAGGAUGAGGAACUAAGUGAGGAGGAUCAACAGCUAAAGAGCGAACUCGAGAUGCUCGUGGAGCGGUUAAAGGAACCCGAUACCUCCCUUUACGCACCUGCUUUGGAUGCCAUCAAGAAUUUUAUCAAGACCUCAACCUCAUCUAUGACGGCGGUUCCGAAGCCUCUGAAGUUCCUGCGACCACACUACGAUGACUUGGCAGCCCUCUACGACAAGUGGUCGGCCGGUGCGACAAAGGACUCUCUGGCGGAUAUGCUGUCUGUUCUUGGGAUGACGUACGGUGACGAAGAGAAACUCGAAACGCUCAAAUAUCGGCUCCUUGCCAAAUCCGAAGAUCUCGGCUCGUGGGGUCACGAAUACGUCAGACAUCUUGCAUUAGAAAUCGGACAGGAGUACCAAAACAGGUUGAAUGCUGAGAAGGAUGUGCAGGAUUUGAUCGAUCUCGCCCUCUCCCUUGUCCCGUACUUCCUAGGCCAUAAUGCGGAAGCCGACGCGGUUGACCUGUUGAGUGAGCUUGAAAUUAUUGAGGAAAUUCCUCGAUUUGUUGAUGAGAACACUUACUCAAGAGUUUCUUUGUAUAUGGUCAGCAUGGUAAACCUCCUCACGUACCCUGAGGAUCAACAAUUCCUUCGCACGGCGCACGAGAUCUAUGUUCGCUACAAGGAACUCACAAAGGCCAUCGUGCUUGCUAUCCGCCUCAAUGAUGUCGAUCUCAUCAAGAGCGAUUUGAACGCGACGUCGGACCAGUCGCUUAAAAAGCAAAUGGCUUUCCUCAUUUCCAGGCAACAAAUUUGGCUCGACCAGCUGGGCGAUGACGAGGAAGACCAAACUUUUAUGGAUUGCUUGAACAACACGUCAAUUCCAAAACACUUCAAGUCGCUCGGGAAAGAACUUAACAUCCUCGACCCGAUAAUGCCAGAGGACAUCUACAAGACACAUUUGGAAAGCAGUCGAGGAGCAGGCCUCACCAAUGUUGACUCCGCCAGGCACAACCUCGCAAGCGCUUUCGUUAACGGAUUCGCGAACGCUGGAUUUGGCAAUGAUGAGAUGAUGCUUGUUGAAGGUGAUAAGGGUCCUUGGGUUUGGAAGACAAAGGACGAUGGCAUGUUGUCCACCACCGCCUCGAUGGGUAUGCUCCUCCAUCGCGAUGUUGAAAUUGGUUUGGAUAAGAUCGAUAAGUACACCUACGCCACCGAGGACCAAAUCAAAGCCGGUGCUCUACUGUCUAUUGGUAUCCUUAACUCGGGUGUGCGCAUUGAUUCAGACCCUGCAUUGGCACUUCUGAGCGACACCGACAAUUUGGAAGCGAAGAAUGUCCCAAUGAGAGUCGCUGCAAUCAUGGGUCUUGGUCUAGCAUACGCUGGUUCAAACAAAGAGGAACUUCUUGAAGUUCUGUUGCCUAUUGUCGAAGAUGUAUCUCUGGACAUGCAACUCUCUGCAAUGGCAGCUGUUUCACUUGGUCUUAUCUUCGUCGGCUCCUCAAAUCAUCAAGUCAGCGAGGCGAUCGCCACCACCCUCAUGGAUGAGGAGCGCCAAAAGCAUCUCAAGGAUAAGUGGACUCGCUUCAUGGCUCUUGGUCUAGCGCUACUUUACUUCGGCCGCCAGGAGGAAGUCGACGUGAUCCUCGAUAUUCUCAAAGCGGUCGAUCACCCCAUGGCCAAACCCACCUCUGUCCUCGCUUCGGUAUGUGCUUGGGCGGGUACCGGCACUGUCCUGAAGCUACAGGAGCUUCUCCACAUUUGCAACGACGUUAUUGAGGAAAGUGACGAAAAGAAGGGCGAUGAGCUUGUUCAAUCCUAUGCUGUGUUGGGAUUGUCAUUGAUUGCCAUGGGUGAAGAUGUUGGGCAAGACAUGAUUCUCAGGCAGUUCGGCCACUUGAUGCACUACGGUGCCAGCAACAUCCGAAAGGCCGUUCCCCUUGCCAUGGGCCUGAUUAGCCCGAGCAACCCCCAGAUGAAGGUGUACGAUACGUUAUCCAGAUACAGUCACGACAACGACAAUGACGUUGCGAUCAAUGCCAUUUUUGCUAUGGGUCUCUGUGGUGCAGGUACAAAGAACUCGCGUCUGGCACAGCUUCUACGGCAAUUGGCCAGCUAUUAUCAUCGCGAUCAGAACACUUUGUUUAUGGUCCGCAUUGCUCAAGGUCUACUGCACAUGGGCAAGGGCACCAUGACGCUCAACCCAUUCCACACCGAUCGCCAGGUGCUAAGCCGAGUAUCGGCUGCUGGUUUGCUUACCGUGCUAGUAUCAUUGAUUGAUGCGAAGCAAUUCAUUCUCGCCGAACACCACUACCUCCUUUACUUCCUCAUAACUGCCAUGUACCCACGAUUCCUUGUCACACUUGACGAGGAGCUUCAACCCCUUCCCGUUAAUGUCCGUGUGGGUCAGGCUGUUGAUGUUGUUGGGCAGGCAGGUCGCCCCAAGACGAUCACUGGCUGGCAGACACAGAGCACACCAGUGCUACUUUCUUAUGGUGAGCGGGCAGAGCUAGAGGAUGAGCAGUACAUUCCUCUUAGCAGCACCCUAGAAGGGCUGGUUAUUCUGCGCAAGAAUCCUGACUGGGUAGAAGAAAGCUCCACCUAAGCAAAUGGCAGUAUUCUUCGGAUAGUAUUUAGUGAGAUAGAGACGGCGCAAUGUCAAGCGCCUCUAUACAGUUUAGGUCUAAUGUAUUCAGAAAAGCCUGAAAAUAUAGUAGACAAAUGAUCUCCUAAACAAAUAUGCUUCUACCAAUGUCUACGUUCUUGUAGGGUAGUCCGUGC
Aspergillus versicolor CBS 583.65 is the source of this 4969-nucleotide messenger RNA. Its product is annotated as proteasome regulatory particle base subunit RPN1. Gene Ontology annotation, biological process: proteasome-mediated ubiquitin-dependent protein catabolic process. The record is from RefSeq and is a predicted model, not a curated record. Lineage: Eukaryota; Fungi; Ascomycota; Eurotiomycetes; Eurotiales; Aspergillaceae. The transcript is spliced from 8 exons. Gene Ontology annotation, cellular component: proteasome storage granule; proteasome regulatory particle, base subcomplex; nucleus. Bases 174 to 4793 code for a protein of 1539 amino acids.